Molecule: messenger RNA, 3228 nt
Organism: Aspergillus saccharolyticus JOP 1030-1
Lineage: Eukaryota; Fungi; Ascomycota; Eurotiomycetes; Eurotiales; Aspergillaceae
Product: putative integral plasma membrane protein
Exons: 8
Coding region: 193-3042 (949 amino acids)
Biological process (GO): fungal-type cell wall organization; GPI anchor biosynthetic process
Cellular component (GO): endoplasmic reticulum
Source: RefSeq, a predicted model, not a curated record
CUCAGGGGGGUUCCUGUUCGACUUACUUGUUUUCUUUCCCCCGACCGACUUUGACUUUCUCUUUUCCUUUCUUCUUUUUCUUCAUACAACAUUUCAUGCCGCUCGUUACAUUAAAUUCAUUAGACAUUCUUCUAAUCCUGCUUCAAUUGCGUUAUUGACCGGAGCCCGAGUCCGGUAUUCUCUUGCCUUACCAUGGCACCCAGAUACAAAGAUGGGGAUGCCGUCGUGGCGAUCAACGGAAAGUGGAUUUCAUGGACUCACACUGCCGUCGCCUACACGGCGUUUCUCAGUGCUCUAGUGGUGGGGAUGUCCUUGCAUUUCCACAAGAUCGUCCAGAACGAACACUAUGGCUAUCCCGAUGAAUGGUUUCCUUCCGUCUCAGCGACUAUCGGCGACCGAUAUCCUGAACGGUCUUUCUUUCAAGUAUUCAUUGCUAUAACCUCCGGGCCUCGGUUCGCGCUUGUCUUCCUGUGGUACCUCCUCACGGCUCGCCCGAACUCCGCUCUUCCCAAACUGGUUGCUGGUGUCGGAUUGUUUCGGACGUUCACAUGUGGAGGGUGGACAUACGUUACCUCAACCGAUGAUCACGAUUGGCACGAUAUUUUCAUGAUCUCGUACUUGGUAGCAACUCUGCCCUGGACCCUCGGCUGUCUUGCGCUGAGCCCGAACAACCGCCGGGCUGUCAAGUAUCGGAAGAUCUUCGCCGGCUUGUUCUUUGGUACCCUGGUGCCAUUGAUCUACUACUUCAUUCAGCACAAAGUGCACAAGGUUCCCGGAGCUUAUACGAAAUACGCCUUUUUCGAGUGGUCGCUCAUUCUGUUCGACGUGGGAUUUGACGCGAUUACCGCGCUUGACUUUGAAGCGUUCGAGAUUGUUGUCCGGGAUGUCAAGGGGGUCAGCAGAGGGCAGUUGAAGACCACUGCGGACUCGGUCCUGGAAAAAGAGAAGGGCAAGCCGGUCGGCAACACCUUUGGCGAGGGAUUCUUCUGGACUGAGGUCAUCGAUGCGGCUGCAGAAGUCUACAACGGGUUCAUCUUCUGGACCCUUUGCACUGCUCUUCCUGUUCUCGUCUGGUACUUCCCUCUCUGGCACAUGGGCAUCUCGGGAUAUGAGGCUGCCAUCGUCUCGUAUUUGUCCCCCAUUCUUCUCGCGAUCCCGGCUCUGAAAUCUGCGGUGGUUAAGAACCCUCGCCUGUUCCAUCUUCUUUCUUUAUCCGGACUGCUCGCGUACAAGAUUCAGGAUCCUGCCAACAGGCUCUUUUUGACCUCUUUCAGCGUCAUUUGCAGCUGUAUGACAUGGGCGGCCACUCUCUACGCUGAGCGUGGAAAUAAUGCCAGGCUAGAGUCGCGGAUCUUUGCGUGGGGUACCGGUCUGAUCAUGUCAAGCGUUGCCAAAUUCGCCUGCACUACGAACAAUCCGGUCUGGCCCAUCAUGCAUGCCGAGAAUGGCGGAUGGAACAAGAUUGGGCUUCUGCUCGCCAUCUUGGCUGUUUUGCGAUCUUAUAGAAGACCUGCGACUAGUGGAGGUGAUUACCUGCCCUCGAGCGGCAAGAAAGGUUCCUGGUUUCCGGCUGGCUUGGGAAUUGGAGCAUUAGUCUUCGCGAUGCAUUACCUGCUUUCUGACUCCAGUACCAUGAUUGCCUGGGUCUGGGAGGGGUUUCCUGUGAGGGGCCCUAUUGCGGCUCCUCACGGUGCCCUCACCAUUUUCGCUAUGGGCGCCGGCCUUGUCUAUGGUCUUUUCUAUCCUGCCGGGGCUGGGAGUUGGACGGCAUAUGGGCUCGGUUCUCUCGGAGCUGCCUUCCUCACCUGCUACAGCCACUGGACUGGGUUCUAUGGAGCUCUUGUUCUUGCUUUUUAUCUGCUCGCAGUGGCCCCGAUUCUCAUCUCUUCCGCUGUUCGGCACUCACCGGCGGCCACUUUUGGUCUCGGCUUCUUUGUUUAUAUGAUUCUUGUGUUGUUCCAUGUCUGGGUCGUUGCCUACGCCUUCGUCCCUGGUGGCUACCUGGUGAGAGAACACACUGACUGGAUCAUGAUCACCACGAUGUUGUGCAUUGGUGCUGGUGUCUUUUCUGCUGCAGUCUCAAGCUCGCAUAACUCACGGAGCAAGAUCGUCAGCCCCAACGGCAAGAGACAGCGCUCCUACUUCAUAUAUGUCCUUGCGGCACUCCAGCUUCUGUCCAUCUCAAUUGCAUACCUUCGAUUCCCCACAAAUGACUACACUCCCUAUCACAAAGAAGACAAGGUUGCCACUCUUGGCAUCUGGACAGUUCACUUCGGCUUGGACAAUGACAUGUGGGCAUCUGAGAGACGCAUGCGUGAUGUGAUACAGGAACUGGAACUUGACGUGAUCGGCCUGCUCGAAUCCGACAAUCAACGUAUUAUCAUGGGUAACCGUGAUAUUACGCAAUUCCUGGCAGAUGACCUUGGCAUGUACGCCGAUUUUGGACCUGGUCCCAACAAACACACGUGGGGAUCUGCUCUGCUGUCCAAGUUCCCGAUUGUCAACUCUACACACCAUCUUCUCCCCUCCCCUGUUGGUGAACUUGCUCCUGCCAUUCACGCCACGCUCGAUAUGUAUGGGGAAUUGGUCGACGUCGUUGUGUUCCACUCAGGCCAGGAAGAAGAUCCUGAAGAUCGUCGCCUCCAGUCUGAAUAUUUGUCUAACCUGAUGGGCUCAUCUGAUCGCCCUAUGGUUUUGUUAAGUUAUCUGGUUACCAAGCCGCUUGAAGGCAACUACAACACCUAUGUGAGCGAGACCAGUGGCAUGAAGGAUAUUGAUCCGACCGACUGGGACAGAUGGUGCGAGUACAUCCUCUACAAGAAACUGAAGAGAACAGGCUAUGCCCGUAUCAGUCGGGACUCGAUCACCGACACAGAGAUUCAGGUCGGCAAGUUUGUGAUCGGGGAGCCGGAGCCUGAGAAUGAGCUGCGUAUUCCCGAAGAGAUGGUCCCCAAGGGCCGCCAAUUCCCAGACCUGUUCCGUGGGCAAGGUGUGCGUGGCCACCGGUACCACGUGUUUGAUGAACCCAGAUACUGGCAAUAAUGUGUCUGCAUUGAAGCCAGGCAUUGGUGCGACAGGAGCUGCAGAUCAUGCUCUAUUGCUCCUGAGUAUAUUUCCAUAGGACAAGCAUACCGGCAGGGUCUCGCGAAUAGCCGUUGCCGGUUGCUAUGAUUAUGUAUCGCGAACUGAAUUGCAAAUAAUGUACUUUACCCUUCACAAUAUUUUUGC